AUGUCAAAUGUUUCUGAUAUGAACAUUUCAUCCAACCGCAUUGAAAGGAAACGAAACGAGCGAGAAAGGCGCCGAGUUCAAGGAAUUAAUCAACUUUUAGUUGCACUGAAGGACAAGCUCCCUGCAGACUGGACUACUCCAAAAAUGAGCAAACUCGAAAUUCUUCGAAAAUCCACAUCAUAUAUAAAACUACUGAUGGAGAUGUCACUGGACGAAGAAUCAGAAAUACCACAUAAAGUCAGUGACGAAAGUGCAUGCGAAUUCCAAGACCAGUCGUUUUCUGGAAGUUCAAAUUCAUCGACAGGUUCUGUUGGAACUCUACUCGCGUGUUCAGGGGAACUCCCCGUGGCUUCAAACAGCGAUUUUGUUUUAUCUGACAGCUUAGAAAAUGGACGUGUUCAUUCUGAAAUAUGUUUUCCGACAUCAUCUGGUCAGAGUGUUUCUUUGGAAAGAUCACCAAUAUCACAUUUGUUUACCUGUAAAUACCAACAAACAAUACCGACACAAGAGCAGUGCGUGCCAGCCAUGGAAAAUAAAGACACCGAUUUAGCGGCCUUGCAUGACUCUGGGAUGCCGACGAUGUAUUAA
Ylistrum balloti is the source of this 588-nucleotide messenger RNA. RefSeq lists its product as uncharacterized. The transcript has a single exon. Lineage: Eukaryota; Metazoa; Mollusca; Bivalvia; Pectinida; Pectinidae. Gene Ontology annotation, molecular function: RNA polymerase II transcription regulatory region sequence-specific DNA binding; protein dimerization activity; DNA-binding transcription factor activity, RNA polymerase II-specific. The record is from RefSeq and is a predicted model, not a curated record. Gene Ontology annotation, biological process: developmental process; regulation of transcription by RNA polymerase II. The coding region runs from base 1 to 588 and encodes 195 amino acids.